CAAACGGGGCGUUUCUUUGCCGCUACUUCUACUAAAAGUUUAUCACGUAUGUUGGUGUUUUUAACGUAAUGGUGGCGUAUUAAAGCACAGUUCCGGUGGCGUGGGAACAAAAACAUCCAACGUUAGAAGUAUACACGACGCAACGCGUGUUUUUAAUCAGUUUAUUUAACUUUAUAGUGAGUGUAACUCGCCUGCUAGCUGAGCUCACGGAGUAAGUUUCGCAGCUACUUUAAGGGACCGUGGUCGAACGUGUCGACGUCAUAGAGAGGGAGGUGUUGUUGUCAACGGGCCGUUCCUUUACUGCGCCACUUUAAGUGAAACGGGACGCCUUGAAACCUCCGUGUUUGUAUCUUGAAAUUGCGGAGCGGAGAGUUUGAGGCACCAUAUUGAAUCAAAGUUGACAUUUUUUACACAAGUUUCAGGCGUCAAAGUUUCGCGUGGAGCUUGACAAACAAACAACAGAGAGGAGAAGUGUAAUGGACGAGCUGUAGUUGUGGAGAUGUUUGCGACGCUUCGGUUGAGUUAACGCAGCGAGUCAGCGGGCGAGCUCUAAACUUUUAAAGUGUGAGGUCAGCACUCUGGAAAAAGACCUGGAUGUGAUGGACAACCCGUCCUCUAUAAUCACCCAAGUCAGCCGGGAUGAGGAGGGACACAGAGCCGCAGGAGAGAGAGGUUCUUCACCCUCUCUAUCCUCCAAGAAGCCCCGGAGCGGAGGCCUCUUCUCCAGCCUCUUCUGCUGCCUGUGUCGAGACCAGCCUGAACCUCCGCCGGUCAACAACAAUGCCCCUCUGCUGGUCGAGGAGAACGGAACCGUCUCCAAGAUCCAGGCGAAGCCACUGCUGCCUCCGGUGAAGUCAAAAGACUCUGGAAAGAUCUGCGUGGUUAUAGAUCUGGACGAGACGUUAGUUCACAGCUCUUUUAAGCCGGUGAACAAUGCCGAUUUCAUCAUUCCUGUGGAAAUAGAUGGAACAGUGCACCAGGUGUAUGUCCUGAAGCGGCCCCACGUCGACGAGUUCCUGAAGAGGAUGGGAGAGCUGUUUGAGUGCGUCCUGUUCACUGCCAGUUUAGCCAAGGACGGAGGAAAGGACGGAGGCUGUGGACAUGUACCGUACGUUAUAUGGACAAAGGCCCUAAGAGUAUGCGGACCCGUCUCCGACCUACUGGACAAGUGGGGCGCUUUCCGCUCCCGCCUGUUCCGGAGUCCUGCGUCUUCUACCGAGGGCAAUUACGUCAAGGACCUGAGUCGCCUGGGUCGCGACCUUAACAAGGUCAUCAUCGGGGAUAACUCCCCCGCCUCCUACAUCUUCCACCCUGACAACGCGGUGCCCGUGGCCUCGUGGUUCGACGACAUGUCCGACACGGAGCUGCUGGACCUCAUCCCCUUCUUCGAGAGGCUGAGCAAAGUGGAUAACGUCUACACAGUCCUCAAGCACCAAGGGACCGCGAGCUAACAGCGUUCGACCUCUCAUCUCAGCUCUGAACAAAAACGGCGUACAAAAAAAAAUACCCACACCACCACCAGCGAGGCUCCGGCACCAGCUCCAGCUCCAGCUAUCACUGCCCACCAGAACACAGACUUGCCUCACCACUUCACUCUUCACAAGCAAUGACGGCGCCAUCACCGCCACCUCCUGGUCAAACAGAAAACUCCCCUGAAAUCUGCCUUGUGCCCCCUCUCCCUAUCUUACCAACCAGCUACAUGAGUGGAUGGAUGAAUGUUUUAAGGACAUUUCUGCGGGCGCCACUGAACUUCAGGUUUAAGCAGAAGUCUGAAUCCGCCAGACACAGACUGGGAUCUCUCUCAAUGGAUCCUGCAAAAAAAAGGAUUUGGUAAGCGAGUGGAACGGGGGAUUUCUGGAAAUAACUCGGAUCAGUCUCGUCAUUGAAAGAGCAGAUGGUGUAUACGUACCGUAGAUGUCUUUUUAAAACAUUUUUGGAAUAACAUUAUCUUUGUCACGCGCCCUAAUUUGUCACAUUAUUUGUCUGCUGUCAUGUGAUCCUUGGGUGUCAUUUUAGAGUUUUUUAGAGCAGGUAUCUUUUGAAUAAUCGUGACAGUGUUAUGAUGAAUCUGAUCAAAAACAAAAUGAUCAGGAGUUGUUAAAUUGACUAAUAACAAAAUGAUUGGACAGCACUUUACAAGUUUAGUCUAGUACAGUCCCUUUCACUGCAGUGUAGGAAUUGAUUUUAGCACAAUUUGUAUACUAAACCGAACAGCAUUGCGUAAUAAAUGGGGGAUCAUUAUUUGGGAUUGUUGGUAUUUACAUCUAGUGUCAAAAUGUCCUUUUUGCAAGCAGGAAGCAACUUUUUGAACCCUUAAAAAAAUGACUUUUUUCAAUGGAGUUUGGCAUAUAGGAACCUGAUUAAACCAGCCAAGUAAGACACUAAUAUGAAACAAUCUGCACAUGACAUUGAGAGAGCAGCUGCUAUGUUUAUCGGACGCGGAUUUCCAAGGUGGUUUUUAAAGAUUGAUGGACAGUGUGUCAUAGAUAAGAGGACAAGAGGACCAUGAUCGACUCCUCUGAUAAAGCCACACACACAACUUGAAUCCCCUCGCAGCAUUCACCAGACUAUUUGAACGGUAAGAGAAAGUUGUAUGAUGCAAAAACAAGUUUCCUCAUAAGCUCAAAGUAUGUUUUUUUCCCUAAGCGGUACACAUAGGCUGGAAACAAUUUCAGGACUUUGUAAUAAAAUGUGUGUACGAGGGACAGGGAGGGAGGGAGCGGUGGCCGUGAGGACUCGAAGGAUACGAGAGGCGCUCGUGAGCAGACACCUUUGGAAAACAAAAAGUGGUUUUAAUUCAGUCCAGAUUUAAAGGAGAAAUACACCACUGAAACACUGUUAAUACAGCGAAUGCCAAAAGGAAUUCUGGGAAAUGUGGAUAGCACCAACAAAGAGUAGAAGAGGGUGGAAUUUUCCUUUAAAAGCUCAUUGAAUCUAUUGCCUUUUUUUUUUAGCUCUACAUGUGAUCCAGCAGGCCUCUGUUAUCCCCCCUCAUAUUGCGUUGACAAUACCAUGUGUGACACUGAGGAAUGAAACCAUGGGUUUUGACUAAGAGCCUCCGUACGAGCUCUUGUGAUGUGACUUUACCUAGAUGAGGCAGGGGCAUGACAAUUAAAUCCACCAUAUUAAGAGCUAUUAUUUUUCUAUGUUUAACAAAUUAUUGUCAAUCAAAUUAGCCUGUUUUCUUUUCUAAAUAAUUUUUUUUUGCCCUCUUGAUACAAUAUUUUGUGGUUAGUGUGGUUGUUAUCGCCAUUUUCACGCGAGACCUGGUUUGUUUACCCUCGUAUAUUAAGCGGUAAUAUAUGGAUCAGAAAACACAGCAAGUGACUAAAAGGAUGUUGUAGGCACACAGCAGGUAUUAUUUUGUUACAUGUGUUUCAUCUAAGCCAUCGUCGCAUGUCUCGAUUAGGUUUUCGAUGCUGCACUAACUUUUGAAAUUCAUUGGCAACAAUAGUAUUUGAUAGGAAGUCAUUUGAUUACAUAUAAACAAGUGGUUGUGUCACUACGCGGGCCCAUUCACUGAUACUGGACUUCUCACACCAUUCAGUAGAUAUGUAUAUUUGUGUUUGCACAGUAAUAAAGCAAAAAAUUGUCAUUAAUAUACUGGAAUAUUCAUGUUACUGUACUUCAUGAUUGAAUAGAGGUAACCUAAUUUUCUUUUCUUUUUUGACCUGGUUGUUUAUCAUACUCAAAUUAUAUAUGGACUGUAUGUAAUAAUGCCAUUUUUUUUCCCCCCAUAAGCUGCUAAAUGAAAGAUGGUCCAAGUGCU
Messenger RNA from Sebastes umbrosus (honeycomb rockfish), 3769 nucleotides. RefSeq names its product carboxy-terminal domain RNA polymerase II polypeptide A small phosphatase 1-like. The record is from RefSeq and is a predicted model, not a curated record. NCBI's taxonomy places the organism in Eukaryota, Metazoa, Chordata, Actinopteri, Perciformes, Sebastidae. Gene Ontology annotation, molecular function: RNA polymerase II CTD heptapeptide repeat phosphatase activity.